AUUUUCCAAGAGGUAAAAAGCAGUGAUAUUGCUAAAACCUUCCGCAAAGCAAUCAAUAGGAAAGAAGGGAUUUGUGCUCUGGGAGGAACUUCAGAGCUGUCCAGUGAAGGAACACAGCAUUCUUAUUCAGAGGAAGAAAAAUAUGCUUUUGUUAACUGGAUAAACAAAGCUUUGGAAGCUGAUCCUGAUUGCAGACACGUUGUACCAAUGAACCCAAACACAGAUGACCUCUUCAAAGCUGUUGGUGAUGGAAUUGUGCUUUGUAAAAUGAUCAACCUUUCAGUUCCUGAUACAAUUGAUGAAAGAGCAAUCAACAAGAAGAAACUCACACCCUUCAUUAUUCAGGAAAACUUGAACUUGGCACUGAACUCUGCUUCUGCCAUUGGGUGUCACGUUGUGAACAUUGGUGCAGAGGAUCUGCGGGCUGGAAAACCUCAUCUGGUUUUGGGACUACUUUGGCAGAUUAUUAAGAUUGGUUUGUUUGCUGACAUUGAAUUAAGCAGGAAUGAAGCUUUGGCUGCUUUACUUCGAGAUGGUGAGACUUUGGAGGAGCUUAUGAAAUUGUCUCCUGAAGAGCUUCUGCUUAGAUGGGCAAACUUUCAUUUGGAAAACUCAGGCUGGCAAAAGAUCAACAACUUCAGUGCUGACAUCAAGCUUAUUGACUUCAGUAAUUCAGUGAAGGAUUCCAAAGCUUAUUUCCAUCUUCUCAAUCAAAUUGCACCAAAAGGACAAAAGGAAGGUGAACCACGUAUAGAUAUUAACAUGUCAGGUUUCAAUGAAACAGAUGAUUUGAAAAGAGCAGAGAGUAUGCUUCAGCAAGCAGACAAAUUAGGCUGCAGACAGUUUGUUACCCCUGCUGAUGUUGUCAGUGGAAAUCCCAAACUGAACUUAGCCUUUGUGGCUAACCUGUUUAAUAAGUACCCAGCACUAACUAAGCCAGAGAACCAGGAUAUUGACUGGACUCUAUUAGAAGGAGAAACUCGUGAAGAAAGAACCUUCCGUAACUGGAUGAACUCUCUUGGUGUUAAUCCUCAUGUAAACCAUCUCUAUGCUGACCUGCAAGAUGCCCUGGUAAUCUUACAGCUAUAUGAACGAAUUAAAGUUCCUGUGGACUGGAGUAAGGUUAAUAAACCUCCAUACCCAAAACUUGGAGCCAACAUGAAAAAGCUAGAAAACUGCAACUAUGCUGUUGAAUUAGGGAAGCAUCCUGCUAAAUUCUCCCUGGUUGGCAUUGGAGGACAAGACCUGAAUGAUGGGAACCAAACCUUGACCUUAGCUUUAGUCUGGCAGCUCAUGAGGAGAUACACCCUCAAUGUUGGAGGAUCUUGGAGAGGGUCAGAAAGCCAAUGAUAAUCAUUGUAAACUGGGUGAACAGAACGUGGUGAAGCUGUGGAAAGUCAACUUCCAUUCAGAGUUUUAAAGACAAGACGAUUCAGCUCUAGUUUGGCAGUUGUGGAUUUAAUUGACGCCAUCCAGCCAGAGCUGCAUAAACUAUGACCUUGUUAGAGCGGCAGUCUAACAGAUGACGACAAGCAUCAUUAAUGCCAAGUAUGCUGUGUCAAUGGCCAGAAGAAUUGGAGCCAGAGUGUACGCUCUUCCUGAGACCUUGUGGAAGUAAAGACCCAAGAUGGUCAUGACCGUGUUUGCGUGUUUGAUGGGCAGGGGAUGAACGAGAGUGUAAAAUAAUCGAUCUGAAAUAAAAGCAACCUGUUCCCAGGUGCAUGAUUAGCAAGUCAGCAAUUUCCAGGUGUUGAAUAGUUUCUUGGUCAUUUAAAGGACUUUAGUUUCGAUUAAUAAGACUAGCUCAUCAUAAGAUUCCCUAGGGAGAAGUUUUAAGAAAAACAACUCCUCUUUCCCAUAUUCAGAGUUUGGAUCUGUCAGGCACACCUGAAAUGUGCUCAGCAUCAACCACUUGUUCCUCUCUUCUAGAAUGCUGCCCUCGACAUUGCCCUUUGCUGCUUGUUAUUCUCUAUGAUCGUUUCUCCUCUUCAGAUUUGUUUAGCAUGGUUGGAUAUGAAAUAUUAUUAACAGUCAUAUUUGCUUUCCAUUCC
This is a messenger RNA of Castor canadensis (American beaver), 2051 nucleotides long. The record is from RefSeq and is a predicted model, not a curated record. NCBI's taxonomy places the organism in Eukaryota, Metazoa, Chordata, Mammalia, Rodentia, Castoridae.